CACUCCCAUUACCAAACUGACUUCAUGCUGCACAAAAGACAAGACAACACCCGAGGAGAACAAAACCCCAGAGCCUCGGUCCGUCUGUCUGCAGGAGAAAUGAAAGAGUGAAACAGCAUAAUGUAAGCUUUUAGUGUUAGUAUGUCAUGAUCGGCCGUGAAGGAGACGACGCUGUCUGCGAUUUGGUCCCAAGAUGAGCAGUAAGAGAGAGAGGGAGCAGAGGAGGAAGCUGCAGCACUUUCUAAGUGACCUGGCUCUACUCGGAUCACUACAGGGAUUUAAAUACUUCCAGCCUUGGCUAAGAGGGAAAGAGGAGUUGCUGCUGACGGUUGUUAAUGAGGAUCUGGGGUGGCGUUCCCCAGGUUUUGUUGUCUCCAGGGCCUCCACCUACUCCUCCACCAGCAGCUGUAACAGCAGCAAUGUGUCCCCCAGCAGCAGCUCACCCAGCGUGGACAGCCGGAGCAGCUCACCCCUGCCCGGGGAGCCUCCGGGCCCACGAGACCCCGAGUUGCACACACACACCAAGACGCAGCCACAGCCCACCAGGGAGCCCAGCAGCGAGGAGCACCUUCUCCCAGCCUCCCCCAGCGAAAGAGAGAUAGCAGUGCCUGAGGUGAACUGCACUCUGUUUUUACUGGCUGGCUACGUCAAGUACGGGACGGCCCUACGCCUGGAUACGCUCCAAUCACGAGCGCCUGGUUAACAUCGGAGGCACCGAUUCGAUGGUCAAAGACACGCCCAUGAAGCUCAAGUCCAUCGCAGACUGGCAGACACGAGGUGUUCGUAUAUGGGACAUCGUGAGUGAGCUGGUGUGCCUGUGCACCGUUCCCUCUCCCUCCAACCCUUUCGCCCUGGACAUGCGUUACAUCAAAAGCCUUCCACUCACUGACUGCUUCCUCGUCACAGGGGCCCUCCUCAACUUCCUGGAGGUGUAUGUGGUCUACGGGAACCGGGACGAGUUGCACUAUGACAAAGUGGUAGAGGAGGUGAAGCCUCUGAGGCGUCUUCAUGUGAAGUCCCUACUGGAGUUACAGCGACACAGAGAGAGCUCCGGGGUGACCAGCAGUCAGCAGGAUUCAUCUGGAGAGGAGUGACUGUGAUUGUAUGUGAUCCACAUCAAGUUGAGAUGUUCUCAGUGCACUUUUACUGACUUCUUGAAUUAAAAAAAAAAAAAAAAAGGACAGCAAAUUGGUUCAAAUGUGUAAAAUCUCAUCAGAAAGACUAUUUAGGUAAUUUGUGUUUACUGAUUUUUGUGUUUAUGUAACCUGUACGAACCCAUUUCUUUCAAGGCUGUCCCCUUGGAGCUGUAUUUGCAUUUUUACGACAGUUAGAGGGUAGUCACAUGUAUGAGAGUUCUUGAAAAUGUGGAGAAAUAACCCUGGGAAAUGAGUCACAUGACUGAGAUUAAACAUCCCAGGACCUCUCCGAAUGUCUUGCCCUGCCACCCCCCAAACCAUUCAAUCUCUCUCUCUCUCACACACACACACACAGUUAACGACAGGAAUUCUGUUUUCUUCAGGCCAAAUAUAACAUUUUAAAAGUUGAGCGUUCAAGCCUGAAAACGGGAUCAUUCAUCAGGGUCAAAGCAGUAGGAGUUAAAGCUGGUUAAAUAUUUGUAUUCUUGAAAGUUACAGCAGUGUGAGAACAACAUGUAUAGACAAACAAAAAAUGUUGUAUAAAAGGUUUUAAUAUUUCAUAAAAUACAUAUUUAAUUAAAUAUGUACAAUGACAUAACAGUACAUUGAUUAAAUACGCAUUAAAGCGGGCACUUUGACCCCUGAGAUUGGGGCUGCGCCAUUUGUAGCUUUAAAAAAAUAGAUACACCACGAGUACAAAACGUUAAAAUUAAAAACCCAGUGGCACAUCAGUCAAAAAACACCUUUCCUGUUUAACAAAAAAAAAGGCAUCAUUUCUAGCUUAGUUUUGGUCAGGAAACACAAAAUGACAAUUGAAUGGUAGCCUUAAGGUGUACCACUAAUCAUCAAGUCUCUCAUUUGUAAACCUUAAGACAGAAAUCACCAUCAUGAGAGCGUGUUAUGCAAUACUGCACAUAUCAAAGCCUGUAAGCGUCACUGUAACUGAAGUAGUUAGGCACCUUUUAUGGCUUUGGUAAAUGUGAACAAGUCACGGGCUCAGAGUUAAAACGCACAUUGUAGCAUCGACUGACGAGGCAGCUCACUAUGCAAAGUCAUGGACGGGCAUGGCGAAGAAUUCCGGAGGGGGGGGCUUUUAAGAAGAUUCUCUGUCUCGAAUUUCGGCCUAUUGGAAUGCAGGUGCAUGGCCGCGCAUUCCACACGGAGGCUCGACACGGGAACACAACGUUCCCAGUGAUCGGACACAAACAAGCCCUGCAAGUCAUGGCCGAGUGUUUUUCCACGUAAAUGCAAAUAGGUACUUGCAGUGGACAGUUAGGAUCUGUUUUUUGGUUUUUUUUCUUUUUUGUUGUUUUCUUUAUGCAGGAUGCUGCUGUGGUGCCAGAGUGAAGGAUUUUGUUGACCCUGCAGGUUCUCCCACCCCUCCACCAUUUAUAAUGUAGGUGCUGGGGCCUGUCCUACGAUUCAUGAAAGCUACUAACCUCUUAAAAUGUAAGAAAUGAUACAACAAUGUGAAUUUAGAUUGUGAUGCGUUCAGGUGUCAAAUUUUACACCUUUUAAGUGCUCAGAACAUACGACCUGCAUCACAGACUAUAAUCAAUUUUGCUUAACGUUUGUUUGACAACCUGACACCUAUGUAAUCUCUCAAAACUCUUGCAAUGUAGGUUAAAAGCGUUGUUUCCGCCAUCCACUUUAAAAAAAGAUGAGAUAUAAGCUUGCUAGUGCCACAGGGUUAAAAUAAGAUACAUUAAAACAUCAUGACCUGUCACAUACGUCAGUUAAAUAAAAGUCAGUCUUCAAGGAAA
Molecule: messenger RNA, 2899 nt
Organism: Dicentrarchus labrax (European seabass)
Lineage: Eukaryota; Metazoa; Chordata; Actinopteri; Moronidae
Exons: 8
Coding region: 194-703 (169 amino acids)
Source: RefSeq, a predicted model, not a curated record